AUGGCUGAUAAUAAUUGCAGUUCAUCUUCAGCAUUAACUCCUAUAAUCAUCACAUCAUCGGAACAAGACAAACCAGAUACCAGUAAUACAGAUUCAUUAGUGAAAUCUUGCGACACUAAGAAAAUUGAAGAAAAGAUUUCGCCAAAUGAUGAAAAAGAAUCAGUUGGUAAUCAAGAGUCAAAACACACUUCAUUGUUUAGUGAAACCUUAGCUUCUAAUUCUAGUGAUAAAAAAAAUGGAGUUAAAAUUAAUGUAGAAAAAAAUGUUAUGGAAAAUUCUACAUCAUUUCUUCGCCCGUCAAAAUUGACUAAUAGUUUUUCUUCAUCCGCAAAUAAUACAAAUAGUAAUAAUUCAACCUUGCCAUUCAGUCUUAAUUGCCCGAAACUUAAUUUAAGUGAAUCUAAAUUUGGUGACAACACAUUUACAAAUUCAGUCGUAUCUAACACAGUAGAAUCUCCUACCGUUAAUGCAUCAAAUAAUAAGAAUAAUGAUACAAAGGAAACUCCCUCUAAACCUAGUUUAGGAUUAUUUUCAAGUAUAUUAAAUUCAAACAAAAAUAAUGCAAACACACAGUCAUCAGUUAUCACUGUACCAAAUUUUGUUUUCGGCCAAAAUUUGCACGAAAGAGUGUCAGAUGCGGUAAAAGCAACCAAUGUGAAGAAAGACUUGAGUGAAGAAACGAAAAGCAAUGGAACUUCAGAAAUGCUUUUCUCUUCUGUUUUAAGUAGUAAAGAUGUGAAGGAAAAUUUAACUCAGGAUAGUUUCAACAAUUCUAAAGAAACUUGUACUUUAAUUGAAAAUGCAGCUAAAUGCCAAGAGGCGAGAGCAAGUAAACGAAAGUACGAAGAAGUUCUCGUAACUACAGGCGAAGAAGAAGAAGAAAAUGUUUUGCAAAUCAAUGUCAAACUCUUUGCAUUCGACAAUGGAGCUUGGGUUGAAAGAGGUCGUGGGAUACUAAGAUUGAAUGAUAAAAAAAGUGAAGGUCAAACUUCUUCUAGAAUUGUUAUUAGAACUGUAGGAAACUUAAGAGUAGUAAUGAACACCAAAAUAUGGAGUAAAAUGUCAUUAAGUAGAGCUAGUGAAAGAAGUGCAAGGCUGACUGCUAUGGAUCCCAAUGGACAACUUAAAAUAUUUCUUUUACAGGCAAGUAUUAAGGACAUGACUUCAUUAUACAGUUUAUUGGAAGAGCGCAUUAAAUUAUGCGAAGAGCAAAAUUUGGAAAAUGAAUCAUCGAGCCCUGAUAAGAAAAUAGCUUUAGAGAAAAAUGAAAUUAUAAAUAAAUUCCCAUUGAAAGAUUUUGUUGUUGUGAAAAUUGUUGUCUUAGCUUUUAGAAUUAUUUUAGAAAUUAACAAAAAUUCAUGUAAACUUUUCGAGCAUUGGAAAUACAGCGAUGCUUGA
Pediculus humanus corporis (human body louse) is the source of this 1398-nucleotide messenger RNA. RefSeq names its product Ran-binding protein, putative. The transcript is spliced from 7 exons. Gene Ontology annotation, biological process: protein export from nucleus. Gene Ontology annotation, cellular component: nuclear pore; cytoplasm. Bases 1 to 1398 code for a protein of 465 amino acids. The record is from RefSeq and is a predicted model, not a curated record. Gene Ontology annotation, molecular function: GTPase activator activity. Lineage: Eukaryota; Metazoa; Arthropoda; Insecta; Psocodea; Pediculidae.